Molecule: messenger RNA, 7721 nt
Organism: Tympanuchus pallidicinctus (lesser prairie-chicken)
Lineage: Eukaryota; Metazoa; Chordata; Aves; Galliformes; Phasianidae
Gene: PCNX2
Product: pecanex 2
Exons: 35
Coding region: 18-6461 (2147 amino acids)
Cellular component (GO): membrane
Source: RefSeq, a predicted model, not a curated record
GGCGGCGGGGGGCGGCCAUGGUGUCGCCGGCGGCGCGGCUGGUGGGGCAGGGUGUGUGGGCGGCGCUGACCGGCGGUUGGUACCACGACCCGGAGCAGGGAGCCUUCACCAACAGCUGCCAUCUCUAUCUGUGGCUCUUCCUACUGACGCUGCCCCUCGCCAUGCACCUGGCUUUUCCAGCAAAUUCAGUUACAGCUUUUGCAUACUGCAGCUUAGUGACAGUGUUCUUCACAGCAAUUAAGGUGAUCAGUUACCGUCUGCACCUUAUGUUUGAUAAAGGCGAAGCAGUUCAACAACAGGUCCCAAGAAAAAAUGGAAGGCAGUGUAAAGAUGCAGAGGUCCCAAAAGAAAACACAGUUCUUCCGCCCUCAAAUCAUAGCAAUAACGUUGGGGAUAAUGGUGUAAUUGGUGAGACCAACCAAAAUGGCUCUACCCCCACAAUACAUGACAGUUUGAGGCUAGAAGCUCUUCACUCACGGAGCUCAUCUGGGGCAACGGACCUGCCAACACGGGAAACUAUUGAAGAUCUCAAAGGGAUUACAGUAUUAGAAGACCAGUCUGUACCACCAAUUUCAUCUACCUCACCUGGUAUCAAAGGAGACAUAUUACCAGUUUCCUCAGCCUCUGCAUCAGGUUCUACAACAUCAGCAAUAGUGUCAAAACCAGCUGCUGUGGAAACGCUUUGUGGAACUGGAAUAAAUCAAAGCGGAGAGAAUGAGCAACAUGCAUCACAAGUUGUUCUCAUGGACAAAGAUGCAGCUAAAAAUUUCUCUAAUAUUUCUUCAUCGCAAGGUGAUAUUAUAAGGACUGGAGUUUCUUUGGAACCAUGGGACAGUGAAAAUUCAGUUAUUUCAGACCAUUUAAGUAAUCCGAGAAACCAGAAAAGAGAGAAAUUACCAGAUGGCUCACUGCAGGCAAGCUUUACCAGUAACUGCCCACAGUGCAGUGCUUUUGCAACCAAAGAUCCUGAGCUUGUGGAAAGUUCUUGCAGUGCUGAUAGUACCAAUGAAGACCUUGACUGCUCGGAUAGUGAGACUGCUGUUGCAAUUGUUGACAACUCUCUUCCUGGAGACCAACUGUGUGAGCCCAUUAAAAUUGUCAUCACAAUGAGCAGCACACCAAACAGCACCCUCAGUGAUCUAGCAGGCUCUGUCCAUCUGAGGGCUCUGGGUACUGAGAGAACAAGCUCAGCUCUUGAGUCCGGUAUAGUCACAGCAGAUUGGCAAAGUCAGCAGACUAAUGAACAGCUCAGAAUUCCUGUUAUAACUUUUGAUUUGUCUGAUGACAGCAAAGGUAAUGACUACCCAGAAAUUAGUGAAAGUGAAAGAACUCCAGAAAUGUUGAGGACUGAUCUGUCAUCCAACCACUGCUCUGGCUAUGAAUCUGGUGAUGGAGUAAAAGAACACAGCAAUCCAGUAAAUGCUCCUUCAGAAAUGAACACUUGUUCAGAUCCAAAUCAGAAGAAGGCUUCUGAAAAUGUCCAAAACAUGGGUUUGAGUCCAAAGGAAGAACUACAGAGCCUAGAUCCUCAAUCCUGUAGAACUGCUCAUGAAAAGAGGCACAUGCGGGUGCUGAGUGUAGACAGUGGUACAGAUGUGCUUUUAAAUAAGAAUUCAGUGGAGGCAUCUGACAAAGAGAAGACUUUACCUACUUCUAAAUCUGAUCUAGAAGCUAAAGAAGGACAGGUACCCAAUGAGUCAAAUUUUCUAGAGUUUGUCUCCCUUCUGGAAUCCAUUAAUACCUCAAAGAUGAAGGCAUCUAAUCAAUCUACUGUCAAAAUGGAGGUUACAAAAGAAAAUGUCCCUGCUGGAGAUAGCCAGACAACAGAGAGAAAAGAAGAAGUGAUGGGAACAGAAAAGCACCGUGAGCAACUUCCUAAGCAGGAAAGAUCAGAUGUACAAAGCCAAGAUCGUGCUAGUACUAGUCCAGUACUACCAGAGUCUGCCAAAUUUACAGCACUUUACCAGGGCAACAGGCAAAGGCAGAUAAUCUACCGAGUAACUUCUCAGCAAGACAGUUCUGUCUUGCAAGUAAUAAGUGGACCUGAGGCGUCUGUACAAGAUGAGCUAUCCGUGGAUGCAAUGCAUGUGUUCAUAGAUGAAAAUGGGGAAAUUAGAUCCUGUUAUUUAAAGGCUGGCUGUCAGAAGGAAGGAAAUCAUCGACAUCAACUAUCAAACUGUGAUUGCAUUUCAAAUGCUCAUGAGAUACAGUUCAGUUCUUCUAGUACCACCACUUCAGAGAGCCAGGAACCAUCUUCUGGGGAUCAGGCAGCAAGUGCUCUGCAGCAGCAGCUCCUUCUAAUGGUGGCACGAAGGACCCUCUCAGAAACCCCACGGGCAACCAGGCUUCUGGAUGUCUAUUGUGGAAUGUCAAAGCCACAUCUCUCAAUGCAGCUGAUAAAAGAAAAAAGCCCUCAGAGUUCUUUUAAGAUGCAACCCAGUCAGGAACCUGAAGAUUCUUCAUGUUCUUCAGCACAGCGGAAAUUGAACAGGCAGUUUUACCGAUUUAUCAUAUUCCCUGGUAAAUGGAUUAAAGUCUGGUACGAUCGGCUGACCUUGUUGGCACUGCUGGACCGGACAGAGGAUAUAAAGGAGAAUGUACUUUCUAUUCUCCUAGUAGUUCUCGUUUCACUUCUUGGAUUCCUGACUCUAAACCAAGGCUUUUGCAAAGACAUUUGGGUUCUGUUGUUCUGUCUCGUUAUGGCCAGUUGCCAGUAUUCUCUCCUAAAGAGUGUCCAGCCUGAUCCUGCUUCACCAAUACAUGGGCACAAUAAAAUCAUAACCUACAGCAGACCUGUUUAUUUUUGCCUAUUAUGUGGCCUUAUUUUGCUGCUAGAUGCUGGAUCUAAAGACACAAAUCCUUCAGUUUAUACAAUGUAUGGCUUGAAGCUUUUUUCUCCUAGAUUUCUCCAGUCAGCCAGAGACCAUAUAAUAGUGUUUUUGUAUUGCUUUCCUGCAAUUUCCCUUCUUGGUCUUUUCCCUCAAAUCAACACCUUCUGUAUAUAUCUUUUGGAACAAAUAGACAUCUUGCUUUUUGGUGGUUCUGCUGCUUCUGGAUUAGUGUCUGCACUCUACAGCAUUUCCCGAAGCUUCGUGGUUCUGACUGUCCUGUAUGCAUUUUGUUUCAGUGCAGUGAAGGAACCCUGGGAUGCACAGCACAUUCCAGCGUUGUUUUCUGCUUUCUGUGGUCUGCUAGUUGCACUUUCUUAUCACCUCAGCAGACAAAGCAGUGACCCAUCUGUACUGAUGUCCCUAAUUCAAUGCAAAUAUGUCCCUCACUUUCUGCGUCAACAAUUUGAAGAUUCAUCAACAGAUCCACUCCCAGAAAAAAUGAGAGAAUCAGUGAAAGAAGUUUUGAAAUCGGAUCUCAUUGUCUGCACAGCAGCAGCUGUUCUGUCAUUUGCUGUGAGUGCCAGCACUGUGUUUCUAUCAUUAAGGCCAUUUCUCAGCAUUGUCCUGUUUGCUUUAGCAUGGACUGUGGGAUUUGUAACACAUUACAUACUUCCUCAGCUUCGCAAGCAUCACCCCUGGCUGUGGAUCUCCCACCCCAUACUUAAAAGCAAAGAACACCAGCAACGGGAAGUGAGAGAUGCUGCUCAUUUGAUGUGGUUUGAAAGGCUGUAUGUGUGGCUUCAGUGCUUUGAGAAAUAUGUCUUAUAUCCAGCUAUAAUAUUGAAUGCCCUCACCAUUGAUGCUUUCUCCAUUAGUAAAUACAAGAAGCUUGGUACACACUGUGAUAUUAUCUUGAUAACAGUUGCUGGGAUGAAACUCCUCCGUUCCUCAUUCUGCAAUCCCAUUAAUCAGUUUGUUACUUUGAGCUUUACUGUAAUCUUUUUCCAAUUUGACUACAGAGACAUUUCAGAAAAUUUUCUGCUAGAUUUCUUCAUGAUGUCCAUCGUGUUUCACAAGCUGUGGGACCUGCUGCAAAAGUUGCAGUUCAUCAUGACAUACAUCGCUCCCUGGCAGAUUGCCUGGGGGUCAUCGUUCCAUGUGUUUGCUCAGCUCUUUGCAAUACCUCACUCUGCCAUGCUUUUUUUCCAAACUCUGGCCACUUCAGUCUUUUCUACUCCACUGAGUCCAUUCCUUGGUAGUGUCAUCUUUAUUGCAUCAUACGCAAGACCGAUCAAGUUCUGGGAGAAAAAUUACAACACCAAAAGGUCGGACCAUUCCAACACAAGACUGGCAAUUCAGAUCGAAAAAGAUGCAGGAAAUGAUGACAAUAAUCUCAACUCAAUAUUUUAUGAGCAUUUGACAAGAUCGCUGCAGGAGUCACUUUGUGGAGAUUUGAUUCUGGGCCGAUGGGGAAACUACAACACAGGAGACUGUUUUAUUCUAGCAUCAGAUUAUCUAAAUGCAUUUGUGCACUUGAUCGAAAUUGGGAAUGGCCUGGUCACCUUUCAGCUCAGAGGGCUGGAAUUUCGAGGGACAUAUUGCCAGCAGAGAGAAGUGGAGGCUAUAACAGAAGGAGAUGAAGACGAUGAAGGCUGCUGCUGCUGUAAGCCAGGACACUUGCCUCACUUGUUAUCAUGUAAUGCAGCCUUUAACCUCCGAUGGCUGACGUGGGAAAUAACACGAACCCAGUACAUCCUCGAAGGAUAUAGCAUCAUUGAUAACAAUGCUGCAACGAUGCUGCAAGUGUUCGAUCUGCGGAGAAUUCUUAUCAGAUACUACAUAAAGAGUAUAAUAUACUUUACAGCAAGCUCUCCCAAAAUUCUUGAGUGGAUAAAAGAUGAAUCCAUCCAAAAGACGCUGCAGCCUUAUGCAAAGUGGCAUUAUAUUGAACGUGACCUUGCAAUGUUUAACAUUAACAUAGACGAAGACUAUGUUCCUUGUCUCCAAGGAAUAACAAGAGCUAGUUUUUGCAGUGUUUAUCUGGACUGGAUUCAGUACUGUGCCAGGAAAAGGGCAGAGCACUUGGACAGCGAUGAGGAUUCUCCACUAGUAACGCUUUCCUUUGCUUUGUGUAUACUGGGCCGAAGAGCUUUGGGAACUGCAUCUCAUAACAUGGCUAUCAGCUUAGACUCCUUUCUGUAUGGCCUCCAUGCACUGUUCAAAGGGGACUUUCGGAUAGCGGCGAAGGAUGAGUGGGUCUUUGCAGACAUGGAUCUGUUGCAUAAGGUGGUCGCCCCAGCGAUCCGCAUGUCUCUGAAGCUCCAUCAGGACCAGUUCACCUGCCCGGAUGAGUAUGAGGACCCAGCAGUCCUGUAUGAAGCAAUCCAGUCUUUUGAAGAAAAGGUUGUUAUCUGCCAUGAAGGUGACCCAGCCUGGCGCAGUGCUGUCCUCUCCAAUAGAGAAGAGCUGCUGACCCUGAGGCAUGUGGUAGAUGAAGGAGCGGAUGAAUAUAAAGUUAUCAUGCUUCACAAAAGCUACUUGAGCUUCAAGGUUAUCAAGGUCAACAAGGAGUGUGUCAGAGGACUGUGGGCUGGGCAGCAGCAGGAACUAAUCUUCUUGCGCAAUCGUAACCCAGAGAGAGGGAGCAUCCAGAACAACAAACAGGUCUUGAGGAACUUAAUUAAUUCUUCAUGUGAUCAGCCACUGGGAUAUCCAAUGUAUGUUUCCCCUUUAACCACCUCAUACCUUGGGACACACAGCCAACUGAGGAACAUAUGGGGGGGACCAGUCAGUUUGGACAACAUUAAAAAGUGGUUCAGAUCCAAAUGGUUAAGGAUGCGUAAGGACUGUCAUGCAGCUCACCAUGACAGAGGCAACGUUGAAGAAGCAGAUACUGGAGGAGCAUCUGGCAGCACAGGUAACUCAAGCCAGAGUAGCAGCUCGCAGCACACCAGAGAUGGAACCCCUCAGUUGCAGCCUUCAUCGCAAGAGGCCCACCAGCGUGCAGGCAGGAGGAAACACAGGAGUCAGUCUGUCCAGGCACACGCUGCUUUAAACCAAAGGCCCCCUGUUUCAAGUCACUCUGGACCAAUCGCAGAAAGCCGCCAGCCUUUCAUGCAGACAUCUACAUCUGCCCACGAGAUCGCCCAGCGGCUCUCAAGCAGCCAGCUGUCACUCCACAACUCGGCCACGUCUGUGUUUUCUCAGUCCCCUGCCGUUCCCACUGCUGGCCAGCUGACUGUGCAGGACCGAGCUGCUGCGAUGCUCAGGUCCAGUCUGGCCUCGUCCACCAGCUCCACUCUCAGCCUGCUGUUUGGCAAGAGAAGUUUUUCAAGUGCUUUGGUGAUUUCUGGGCUCUCAGCUGCAGAUGGAGGUAACACCAGUGACACGCAGUCGUCCAGCAGCAUGAACAUCGCCAUGGGUCCUUCUGCUAGAGCAGCAAGUCAGGGAACUCGGCAGCUCACCGAGACCUGCGAUGCGACUGAUGCGACAGAAUCGAAACAGCGUCGAGAGCAAGGGCUGUCCCAUGCCAUGCUCAUGAGUCAGACCCUGGAGUGCCGAAGGGCCAGCCAGGAAGACAUGGCCCUGGAAGACACAGCCUCCCAGCAAAGCCUGUCUGAGGAGCAGUAAGGAUUAUUGGUAGCGCGAGGGCCACACGUUUCUCAGAAUUCGAGACAGAGUUAAGUCAGGGAGCUGCAGGUGGGUUUAUGUUCUUUCAGAUUUAACACGUAACCUCCAAACGUUUAUUUUUCUAACUUUUAAGCAGGAAUAUGACAGGGCACGUGUUCUUCAGUUAAAGGCUUUUGGCAUGGGUAGGGUUGGAAGAUGUUCUAAAAAUCAUGGUGCCACUUCAUCUCAGGUUCUUGUAAAUCCUACAGCAAUGAACACAACCUGUGUGACAUUCCUUCCCAUGCAGAGGCACUGACCCACUAGUGGUGACAAAAUAAAGCGUAACAGGUGGUGAAUGAAUGAAUACAAUAGGAGAUACUAACACAACUUAGUGAAAAGCACACGAGACAUCUUUCCUGUCAUAGCUAGACAGCUGAUUGCAUGCAAACUAAUUGGCAUUUGAUAUAUAAUGUAUAACAAAAGACAGCUUUGAAGAGAAGCAGUGAACAUGUACAAGGACAGUACAACGUGUGCUGGAACAUUAGACAUAAAUCUGAUUUUUCUUCCCCAACAGCAAAUCUCUUUAUUUUCCUCCGACACGUUAUGCAGGUGGUAAUUAUGAAUAGCAACAUAGCAUCACGCAGACUGAUAUACUGCAUGCAGCUAUACUGAAACUUUGUGUGAACGAACCUUGCUAAACACAUUAAUAAAAGUCAAGCGCAAGAAAGAAAGUAGCCAGUGCAUGGAAAGCCUUCACAAAGCAUACGGUGCACCUUAUCUGCAAAGAAAGCAGCUCUCUAUUAACAGCUGCUCUUAGGUAUAAUCUCAUGCUCCUGUUUGGUUUACGACAGUGUUUCUCAAACUGCAGGCAACCAGCUCUCCUGGGAGAUGCAAAAGGGCCCGGGAGAGUUCUCCCCGAGGACAGCAAAGUGCAAAGCAGGCUGUAAUUACUGUCUGCGUUUGUAUUGGGCAGGGAGCAGCUUGAUGCCUUUAAUUGCUGGACACAGUUCAGUGUCCAUAAACACGUGUAGCCAGUAAUUACACAGAGCUCCAAUUUCCCUCCCCGAGAGAAACUGAGCUGCUGCCAGUUUAACAGUUGCAUAAAGACAGAUGAAGCAAAAAGAGAGACUGUGCUUUCACAAAGUUUGAGAAAUACUGAUUUACAGGAAUGCAUGACUGUUUUGGAAGCCAGAAGGCUACAACAAAUCCUUAAUGUAAUAUAGGGCAUAAACACAUACGCGUUUUGUUUUGUUUUUUUUUUAAUUAAAAAAUUUGCAGCUA